AUGGCCUCCAACAGGCCCGGAGGAAGCGGGCGGCGCAAGAGGACCAAGUUCAGCGAAAGCCAACUGCAGGUUCUCAUCAAGGCCUUUGAGAAGGAUGAAUACCCUGAUGUCACGGCCCAAAAAGAACUAGCCAAGAAAACCCAGAUUCCUCAGUCCAGAAUCCAGGUAUGGUUUCAGAACCGGAGAGGCAGACGAUCAAAGAACUCCCAAAAGAGGCCCCGUCCAGAUGCAGAUACUGCGGCUCCCGGAUCCCACCAGGGCGCAUUCCCUGCCCCCAAACACCACCGUGGCCUCCAGGGCCUUUCCCCCCAAUAUGGCUCCGGCAGAGCUCUACAGAGCAAUGCGGACCACUUCUCCUGGGGGGCGGAGCGUGCAUCUGGGCCAGCAGGCCACUGGGGGCACGGGGGUGUGCUGGGCGCCAAUGUGGUCUCUCCCAACCUGGAGAUUCCAGCCAACGCACUAGGAGAACCUUCCAGCAAUUUCCACCAUUCUUCAGCUAUGGGUGCAUUUCCUGUUCCCCAACAGCCCUUCCAGGCAGAAGCUGGUGGCAUAGACACUCAUCUGGGGGACCCCAGGGCACUCAUAUAUGAAGACCCGCAUUUUCCUUUUUAUGGGCAGCAUCCAUGA
This is a messenger RNA of Pipistrellus nathusii (Nathusius's pipistrelle), 627 nucleotides long. NCBI's taxonomy places the organism in Eukaryota, Metazoa, Chordata, Mammalia, Chiroptera, Vespertilionidae. The record is from the annotation of a GenBank genome assembly.